AUGUUCCCAGCAGUCCCUUCCCCUCGAACUCCGGGUCCUGGGUCCCGAAGGUGCCCGCUCGGUGGGAUCGGGCACGGCUCCACGCCCCGCGCGGCAAGCAGGAAGGGACUGGCCCUGGGAUCUGCAGUGAGCUCCCCAGUGCUCUUCUCGCCGGUAGGCCGGAGAAGCUCGCUGAGCUCGCGAGGAACACCUACACGAAUGUUCCUUCACCACUCCAAAACUGAGUCUAUGAACUAUGAUGUGAAAACGUUUGGAUCUUCUCUCCCUGUUAAAAUUAUGGAAGCCCUAACGUUGGCUGAAGUUGAUGAUCAGCUGACUAUUCACAUAGAUGAAGGUGGAUGGGCCUGUCUGGUCUACAAAGAGAAACUCAUUAUUUGGAAGAUUGGUCCAUCACCUAUUACUAAGUUAUCUGUGUGUAAAGAACUUCAACUACCACCUAGUGAUUUCCACUGGAGUGCAGACUUGGUGGCUCUCUCUUACUCGGCUGUCUCAGGUGAAGCACAUUCUAUUCAGGCUGUUGCUGUAAUGGUUUCCACCAGAGAAGGAUCUAUCCGCUAUUGGCCAAACCUUGCUCAUGAAGACACCUACACAGAGACUUUCGUAGAUUUAGGAGGUGACAAGACUUAUAAUUUUCUAACAGCAGUGCAGGGAGGAAGCUUUAUUUUGUCCUCAUCAGGAAGCCAACUCAUUCGGUUGAUACCUGAAAGUUUAGGAAAGAUUCAUCAGCAUAUCCUCCCUCAAGGACAAGGCAUGCUUUUAGGAAUUGGUCGAAGGGUUUCUUCUCUUUUAGGAAUUUUGUCUACUAGUAGUGAUCUCACACUUUCAAGUGUCCUUUGGGAUAGAGAGAGAUCUAGCUUUUAUAGCCUUACAAGUUCAAACAUCAAUAAAUGGGAAUUAGAUGAUUCUUCAGAAAAACAAGCACAUACUUGGGAUUUAAAUAGAGCCCUAAAGGAAAACAUUGCUGAUGCUAUUUGGGGAUCUGAAAGUAAUUAUGAAGCUAUUAAAGAAGGUGUCAACAUUCGGUAUUUGGAUCUGAAGCAAAACUGUGAUGGGCUCCUGAUUUUGGCAGCAGCAUGGCAUCCAGCAGACACUCCAUGUCUCAUAUAUUACUCUCUGGUAACAGUGGAAGAUGAUGGCUACCAAAUGCCAGGUGCAGUUACUGUAGAAGUCACUCAGUAUAAUCCACCUUUCCAGUCUGAAGACCUGAUAAACUGUCGGUUGGUGGUCCCAAACUUUUCAAAUCAGACAGCCUAUCUGUGUACUGAGAGUGCAGUCUAUGUGUGCUCCACAGGAAAUGGGAGGUUUUCUCUUCCACGGGAGAAAAUUGGUUUUGGUACACAAGGAGAUAGUAUUUUAGGAGCUGGUUCUUGUGGUGGCGUUCCUGUCAUUUUUUCUAAAAGCAAUGGCUUGAUGUCUAUUAUAUUGAGGGAAAAUGUGUCCAUAUUAGCAGAAGAUAUUGAAGAUUCCCUAACAUCUUCAAUUGCUGGACGAAGCAAUGAGAUUAGCAAAAAAGAUACAAAUCAUGCUCAAAUGAUGGUUAAUGAGCUGUUUCCCUCUCACCUUGAUUUGGAUUCUGAUUCUGAACUAGACAGAGCUGUUACUCAAAUCAGUGUGGACUUGGUAGAUGACUAUCCAGCAUCUGAUCCACGGUGGGCAGAAUCUGUCCCUGAGGAAGCACCUGGCUUCAGCAAUACAUCACUAAUUAUUCUUCACCAGCUAGAAGACAAGAUGAAAGCCCACUCUUUCCUUAUGGACUUUAUUCACCACGUUGGCUUAUUUGAACGUUUAGGCACUUUUGCAGUAAGAGGAAUGCCAAUGGCAACUCGACUGUUGCUCUGUGAGCAUGCAGAAAAGUUGUCAGCUGCUAUUGUUCUCAAGAACCACCACUCUAGACAUUCUGACCUUGUGAACACAGCUAUAUUAAUUGCUUUAAACAAAAGGGAAUGUGAAAUUCCAUCAAACCUCACUCCUGCAGACGUCUUUUUUAGAGAGGUGUCUCAAGUAGAUACCAUCUGUGAAUGUUUAUUGGAGCACGAAGAGCAAGUCUUGAAGGAUACCUCAUUGGAAUCUGUUGAAUGGCCUGAGGUGGUGAUCAAUGUGAAUAAUAUCCUGAAGGAUAUGCUGCAGGCUGCUUGUCAUUAUCGUCAAAAUAGAAGCUCCCUGUACAGAAGAGUAGAACCCCUAGAAAAAGAACCUGAGUAUGUUCCAUGGACAGCAACGAGUGGUCCAACUGGAAUUCGAACAGCAAUAGUACAUCAACAUGAGAUUGUCCUGAAGAUGGUUUAUCCUCAGGCAGACAGCAGUCUCCGAAAUGUUUUGAUAGAACAGCUGGUGGACCUGAUUGAUUGCUUCUUGGAUGGUUAUGUUUCUCAGCUUAAGUCUCUGGACAGAUCCAAUGAUCAAGAAAGAUACAACAAUCUGGAAAUGGAGUACCUACAGAAGAGAUCAGAUCUCUUAACUCCUCUUCUUACAUUAGGCCAGCACCAGUGGGCUGCUUCUUUGGCAGAGAAGUACUGUGACUUUGAUAUCUUGGUGCAAAUGUGUGAGCAAACUGACAACCAGACUAGACUGCAGCGUUACAUGACCCAGUUUGCCGAUCAGAAUUUUUCAGACUUUCUCUUCCGUUGGUAUCUGGAGAAAGGAAAGCGAGGCAAGUUAUUAUCUCAGCCCAUUUCUCAGCAUGGACAGUUGGCGAAUUUUUUGCAAGCUCAUGAACAUCUCAGCUGGUUACAUGAAAUUAAUAGCCAAGAAUUAGAAAAGGCUCAUGCAACACUUCUAGGAUUGGCAAAUAUGGAAACUCGUUACUUUGCAAAGAAAAAAACCCUUCUUGGCUUGAGUAAAUUAGCUGCAUUAGCUUCAAACUUUUCGGAGGAUAUACUGCAAGAAAAAAUUGAAGAAAUGGCUGAACAAGAGUGCUUUCUGCUACACCAGGAGACCCUACCUGAACAACUACUAACAGAGAAACAGCUAAAUCUCAGUGCAAUGCCAGUACUGUCUGCACCACAACUCAUCAGUCUAUAUAUCUGUGAAGAAAACAGAAGAGCUAAUGAGUAUGAUUUCAAGAAAGCUUUGGACUUGUUGGAAUAUAUUGAUGAGGAGGAAGACAUAAAUAUAAAUGACCUAAAACUGGAAAUCCUUUGUAAAGCUCUUCAGAGAGAUAACUGGUCCAGUUCAGAUGGUAAGGAUGAUCCAAUUGAACUAUCUAAAGACAGUAUAUUUGUGAAAAUCUUACAAAAACUUCUAAAAGAUGGCAUUCAGCUCAGUGAAUACUUACCUGAGGUGAAAGAUCUACUACAGGCAGAUCAACUUGGAAGCUUAAAGGCCAAUCCCUACUUUGAAUUUGUUUUGAAAGCCAAUUAUGAAUAUUAUGUCCAGGGACAAAUGUAA
This is a messenger RNA of Orycteropus afer afer, 3387 nucleotides long. It is a transcript of the gene NUP133, whose product is annotated as nucleoporin 133. The transcript has 26 exons. Bases 1 to 3387 code for a protein of 1128 amino acids. Gene Ontology annotation, molecular function: protein binding; structural constituent of nuclear pore. The record is from RefSeq and is a predicted model, not a curated record. Gene Ontology annotation, cellular component: nuclear pore outer ring. NCBI's taxonomy places the organism in Eukaryota, Metazoa, Chordata, Mammalia, Tubulidentata, Orycteropodidae. Gene Ontology annotation, biological process: poly(A)+ mRNA export from nucleus; protein import into nucleus; transcription-dependent tethering of RNA polymerase II gene DNA at nuclear periphery.